AUGAGAGGUCGUUGGAAGGGUGGGAAGGGGAUUCAUUCUAAUCUCUCCUCUUCCCAAGGAAGUGUCAAAGUCUUAGAGAUAUGUAGACACUUUGUUCUACAGGGAAACUGUAAAUUUGGGAGCAGCUGUAAUUUUUCGCAUAUUUUGAGACAAGUAUCUCAUGUACCACGAGCCCAUAAUGGAGGUAUUCGCUGCGCAAUCACACUACCUUUAGCUACAGGUGAAUUAGAAUUAUUUACUGGAGGUUGUGAUGGGAAAUUGAAGCGUUGGAAGAUUACACCAGUAGAGAAGACUUCUAAUAAUGAGUCAUUUAGAAAUAGUGGGCAAAGAAGACCUCAUAACUAUAAUGGUGGGAAGUACCAAGGUAUAGACUAUAGUGGAGCUACAAUGCUAUCUGUAAAGCUUGAAUCAUCUAUAGACUGUAAUGCUGAAGUUUGUAGUUGUUUAAUAUAUGGAGAUGUAAUGUUUUGUGGCCUAAUUAAUGGGAUAAUCCGUGCCUUUCAUAGACCAACCGGUACUCAUAUGGACCUACUUGGACAUAAUCAGGAAAUACACCAACUUCUCAUUAUUGAUAAUAUUCUAGUAUCUGCAUGUUGGGGUGGGAAGAUCCUAUUUUGGAAAUUUGAUUCUAGUAUGGGGAUGUUCAAUAUAUAUGCUCAGAUUCAAGUAAAGGAGCAUAUAAAGUGUUUAAGGUAUUUUCCUUAUAACAAUAUAAAUAAUAGUAAUUUAGGACAAAGUAUUGGACAAGAAAACUGCUCACAUUGUUUGUGGAUUUGUGGAGGUGGCUUUAUACAAAUCGUUGAUUUACUCAGUUUCCAGGUAAUACGUGAAAUAUCACUAGAUGGAGGACCAGUAAUGUCGGUAUUAGAGUAUGAAAAUCAUCUUGUUUUGUGUAGUUUACAAGGAAUAAUUAGAGUAUUAUCUUCAAAAGGAGAUGAGACAUUUAGAAAGUCACUUGGCAGUCCUAUAUUAUGUAUGGAUGGUUCUAAUAUAGCUGCUGGUAGACAUUUACUAAUGAUGGGACAACAAAGUGGUCAUUUAAGAUGUAUUACACUCCCAUUGUUUGAUAAUAUUUUGGAGUUUCACACUCCAGAUGAUAGAUCUGAGAUCCGUUUAGUUACUAAUCUUGGAGGCUCACCAGGAAUUUUUAUGACUGCCCAGUGGGAUGGAACACUCAAUUUUUACCAAUGGUGUUCCCCAACAGGUUCUCAGGCAACUAAACACUUUACUAUAUAAUUUAAAGAAGUCUCUUAUAAAUAUAGAGUAGGUAAUUAGCCUAUUU
Cryptosporidium muris RN66 is the source of this 1282-nucleotide messenger RNA. RefSeq names its product zinc finger, CCCH type domain-containing protein. The coding region runs from base 1 to 1236 and encodes 411 amino acids. Gene Ontology annotation, molecular function: metal ion binding; protein binding. Lineage: Eukaryota; Apicomplexa; Conoidasida; Eucoccidiorida; Cryptosporidiidae. The transcript has a single exon. The record is from RefSeq and is a predicted model, not a curated record.